Episyrphus balteatus (marmalade hoverfly) is the source of this 3064-nucleotide messenger RNA. RefSeq names its product insulin-like growth factor-binding protein complex acid labile subunit. NCBI's taxonomy places the organism in Eukaryota, Metazoa, Arthropoda, Insecta, Diptera, Syrphidae. The coding region runs from base 319 to 2928 and encodes 869 amino acids. The transcript has 5 exons. Gene Ontology annotation, molecular function: protein binding. The record is from RefSeq and is a predicted model, not a curated record.
UAUAGAAAACAUCGAUUAAAAAAACUUCAAAAUCAGUGAGAUCAUAAUAAAUGUGACUUUAUUUGAAUUUCUAAAAAAGCAAUUUUUUAUUGAAAAAUGUUUUCUUUUACUUAUUUUGAAUGAAAUGAAAAAUAAUUAUUAUUUCGAUUUCCCCUUCAUUCGCGCAUUGGAAAUAGAUUACAACGAGCAGUGUACUGCGUUGUGAUCGCCCUAGUUCGUAAAGAUAAGCGACGACAAAAAAAAAAGUCAUUGGAACAAUUUUGAACCCUACAAAGUCAACAAAAGAAAAAUCCAACUGUGAUAAAUGCCUCCGCUACAAUGUUGUUCAAUAUAUAUUUGACAAUAACAAUUCUUUUGAUAACACAAAGUGAUUUCAUCUUAGCCAUAAAUUGUCCAGCAAAAUGCACAUGUCGUUGGGAAUUGGAUAGUUUAAUUGUAGACUGUUCCCACAGAGGGCUUUUUGACUAUCCAAAAAUCGAUGAAGGUUUACCAGUGGAUAAAUUGGACCUCUCUUUCAAUUUAUUCCAAGUAUUUCCCACCAUCUACACUGGCAUUAGUUCUCUCACUUAUCUCGACCUAUCUAGAAAUAAUAUUCAAGAAAUUGGUGAUGACACACUUAUUGGCUAUGAAUCACUGCGAACUCUAGAUUUGUCAAAUAACAGCAUACAAAGUUGGGAUGAUAUCAAUCCAAAUGUUGCCUUUCAGCAUGCUUACAAUCUUCAAAAGUUGUCAUUAGCUGGAAAUCAUCUUGAUAGAUUUGCAGAUAAUCAAGGAACUCCUUUGCUAAUGAGUGAUAUGCUUGCUGAACUUGAUCUCAGUAAUUGUGGUAUUAGCCAAGUUGGAAAUGUCUUGAGUGGAAUGCCAAGCCUGCAGAAGCUUACUUUAUCUGGCAACAAAUUAAGGACCCUAACAUCACUUCAAUCGAAAUCGCUAAGAGCUCUUGAUGUUAGUAAUUGUAGUUUAACAGGGUUAUCAUCGACUCUUGUAGAAAGUCUCCCAAGCUUGGAAGUCAUAAACCUUUCAUGGAAUCCAGGUUUAACCUUAGGAACCAAGACUGGAGAAGUCUUACAAUGUCAAACUCUGCGACAGUUAGAUGUCUCAUUUUGUAAUAUGGACAAUAUUGACUUGGGUGGAAUGCCAAAUAUAGUUGUAGCUUUAUUAAAAGGCAACACUUUACGAAGUAUCAGCUCAACAAUGUUUACCAACAAUACAGAACUUGAGCUACUAGACUUGUCAAAAAACGCCAUUCGUCAAAUCGAUCCAACUGCCUUUUCAACUCUACGAAGACUCACCGAAUUAGACUUAUCAUUCAAUGAAAUACUUCGCCUAGACCGAAAUCAAUUCCGCAACAAUGAUAACCUAGUUGCUAUCAACUUGAGUCGCAAUAUUUUCACUCAAUUUUCGAAAUUCAUCUCAAAUUCUUUGAGAACUGUUAAUUUGAGUUCAUGUGAAAUUCUAGACAUUGACCCAUAUGCUUUUUCCGGCUUCAAAACCCUCAUAAAUUUGGACUUGUCAAAUAAUUUGAUAUCAGAGUUUCCCGAAAAUAUGAGAUCAGAGACUUUAGCUAAGUUGGAUUUGAGCAUGUGCAGAUUGACAAUAAUUCGAAAUACAACAUUUGGCGGUUUUCCUGAGCUUGGUAUUCUUAAGCUUUCAGGAAAUCGUUUUACCAAUCCCUUUAGACCCGAAUACUUUCGAGCGAAUAUCUUUUUGAGUCAAAUUUGGUUGAGUGACAAUAUGUGGCGUUGUGAUUGUCACGAUCCAACAUUUAUGGCUUUUUAUGAUUUUUUAACAAUGAAACCACAAAAGCUAAAAGACAAAAGUAACGUUAAAUGCUUUAGUCCGACAGCUUAUUAUGGAAAAAGCUGGGAAAAUGCCUGCAUGACUGUUUGGUAUCCAGUUCAAAAUGAAAAAGCUGCUCAAAAGGUCUGGACAAUAAUGUUUAUCCUUUUGAUAAUCAUGGGUUGUCUUCUAAUGGCUACAUCUUGUUUCCGAAAUUUCGUCAAGAGACAAGUUAAACGAAGAAAUCGUCGGGAGCAGGAAGAAAACGAAGCUGAAUUGGCUGAAAUACAACGAAUAAAUCGUCGACUUCUUGCCCAAGACGCUCAACAAAAUGCUCCAAAUACACAAGAACUGAUGCUUCCUACUUAUGAAGCAGCCUUAUUGAUGCCGAAAUUAGACAGAGGCAGUAAGUCGAUGAUGGACUUGUCAUCAACCCGAAAGCCUAUAUCGCAUAAAAGAAGAGAUCUUGAGUCACGUGGAGAGAGAAUAAACGAAGAAGAAGCCAUAUUAGACCAUCAUCGUUACCGCAGUGAGGAACUUCUGUCAAAUCGUGACAAAGAACGGACAGCUCACAUGGGAACAUUCCGAAGAACUGGUCGAAUUGACCACAAUCCGUCAGGAAGUCGUCGUUUCAGUAUCGAAGAUCUACGUUUUCCAGCAGCACAUUUGAAAUCUCAAAACCUUCAGAGUGCCGAAAGAAUUGGAAACUUCCAAAGCUAUGAAAACAGUCCUUAUACUAAAAGACGACCAAAAUAUCAAGAAGAAGUUCCAGUAUUUAAACGAGCUAGUAUCAGAGAUAGUGUGGAAUUCCUUACUGAUUCGGAAUACAAUAGUAAGCCUGGUAGUCCUUUUGCACAACGACGUCCUCAGAUUGAAGAAACUACUGCAUCAUCAUUGUCUCUUGGAGCUAAAUUGCUGAAAAGUAAAGUGCCAGCUGAUAAGAGUUUUUUAACUGUGGCUGAGCAUUUUGGUCGUGAUCCGGAUGAAGUGGAUAACAAGUCCAGAUCACUUGCAUCAAGUUCAAGUGAUUUUCAAGUAAUGCGUUCGUCAGAUGUUGAUUUGGCAUCACUGCCAGAUUCACAGUCGUCAAAAAAUGAUGAUGAACCGGUUGUUGUGGUUCAUACGCCAGUUAGAGAAAGUAAAUUUUAGAUAAAUAUUUUUUUGUUUCUAUUAUUUAUGAUUUCCUUAUUUACAUUUGAUAGUAGAGAAAAAUGAUUAUUAGAUAAGUUUUAAUGUUUCCAUUGGUUAAAAAAAAAAUUAAAGAAUAAUUUAUUUAAGAACCAAA